This is a messenger RNA of Sphaerodactylus townsendi, 4943 nucleotides long. RefSeq names its product trace amine-associated receptor 4-like. The coding region runs from base 776 to 1846 and encodes 356 amino acids. The transcript has 2 exons. Gene Ontology annotation, cellular component: membrane. Gene Ontology annotation, molecular function: trace-amine receptor activity. The record is from RefSeq and is a predicted model, not a curated record. NCBI's taxonomy places the organism in Eukaryota, Metazoa, Chordata, Lepidosauria, Squamata, Sphaerodactylidae. Gene Ontology annotation, biological process: G protein-coupled receptor signaling pathway.
UGGGCGCUGGGGCGGGAGGCGUCUCCUUGCGGGCCACCCCUCACCGCACCGCUUAGAGCCCAGAGCGAAGCUGGAAGCCCCCGAGAAGGGUGCCCCAGGGCGCUGCCCAGUUUGAGAGACGUCCCAAGGGGACGCCUUGGGGCCGUGGAGGGGUUUUCCUUUGCAACGAAGGAGUGAGCCAUUUUCACAACGCGUUUCGACUGCGCGGGCUAUCAUCGCCCACAUCUGGAGGUUGCACUUAAUCGCCCACAUCUGGAGACUUUGAAGCUCUGAGAAGGGGCAGCGGAUGAAGCGGUGGAGAAUCUGCGCACCACGCUCGACUUCAGCAUCCUCGUGGUCCCCCCCACCCCCCCGCAACUUGCAUCGACCGCCGGACCCCUGCCCUCGUAGCUCAAGAUGUGGCCAUUCCCUGGAGAUGCACCAUCUCUGAGCCAGCGGCAACCACACCUCUCCCAUGCCAGACCUGGGGGGAAACUUCACUUUGCCUGGAUCGAGGGCCACCCGAAGGAUUCGAGGCUUCCCUAGCCCGCGACUGGCUCCUCCUCCAUGCAAUCCUAGCCUGACUUAACUUUGCAAGCCUUUUGCAGGCCGACACGCAGGCUCCCAUUUGGAUGAUUCGCGCAGGUCUAGGACCAACAGAUCUGAAGUGUUCCGCUGGCAUCUGGACAAGGAAACAGCCUGUGGAGUGUUUUCCAUGGAACUCUAUUGGGGGGAAACCCAGCUUUGAACUCUGCGGCACACUUGUUUGCCUCCAGAAGCAAAGACAGCCUGGUCAAUGUUGGGCAACUGCAGCAGCUCCAAUUGCACGCUCGGCAGCCAGGGCUUUGCUGGGAGUGUGGGCAAGCUGGUCCUCAUGGUCUUCCUGAUUGUUGCCAUCAGCCUGGGCAACACGGUGAUCCUCCUGGUUUUUCUUCAUGCGAGGAAUUUCCGAAGCCCCCAAGGUUACCUGAAAGCUUCUUUAGCCCUGGCUGACCUCAGCAUAGGGGUCAUUGUAGUGCCCUACUCUGUCUACAGGGAGGUGAACAAGCUGCUUUAUGGGAUGAAGCAAGAGACGGGUGAGUCUAAGGAGCUGAUCUGCUACAUCAUUGGGCCCCUCUUUGCAGUCUCUACCUUUGUCUCCAUCACCACAAUCUUCCUGCUGUCUGUGGAGAGGAGCAUAGCAGUGCUGAAACCCUUGCAUAAGAGAGCAGUGGUCACCAAGCGCCGGACUGCUUGGCUGACCCUCAUCACCUGGGCCUUGAGUUUACUGUUGGCAGUGAUCCCCAUGAUUGUCUCCCCAGAUAUUACCUUCCAGUACAAUUCCUGCAGCAGUUUGUGCAACUAUGUGCUCCCGACAGACAAGCCACCUCAACCCCACUGGAAUAUUAUGCUGCUGUAUCCAGUCUUUGACUUCUCCCUCUUGGGUAGCACCUUAAUCAUCAACUUGGUCACCUUUGCUGCUCUCCACCAGUACUGCAAGACCCGGAAACAGCUAGGAGGAGACUCACAGAGAGGCACCCAGCUCUCCUUCUCAGAAAUUAAUGCAGCCAAGACCAUUGGCGUCUUGACCUUUGCUUUUGCAGCAUCCUUCAGUCCCAUUGCUGUAUUUGUGGUGGGUUCUGUGGUGGGUUUCGAGUGGUGCCAUUUCUCCUUCUAUGCCUUCUGGAUCCUCACAUCCAACAGUUGCUGGAAUGUGGCCAUCUAUAGCGCCUGGGACCCCAAGUUCCGUCAGGGGGUUAAGGAGUUGUUCGGCAAGAGAGUGCUGAAAUCUACCUCCCAGGGCCCCAGUCAUUCAGUGGAGGUGGACAGUACUUCUGCAGCCUGUGUGGUAGCACCCAAGGAGAUGUUCCAUCCAGAUGGUACUUGAUGGCAUAGCUUUUUUUUCCUACUUCUUGUCAGGGGAGUCUCCUGAGUUGUAACAUUAGGAUAUUCUGGAUGUUUAGCCAGAUAAAUAUUUAUUAAACUUGUGUUUUGCUGCUACAUGGGAUUUUCAGUGGAUUUCCAUCCAAUAGAGAAAUGAGGUCUACACUACUUAGCUUCAUUUGUGCCAAAGCAUCAGAUGCUGCUAGACUACUUGGUGCAUUCUGAUCCUGGCUCUGGUUAUGGAAUCUGGGCAAAGAGAUUUGCUUCAGAAAUGUAUACUUCUCCUAUAGUGUCCAGAUAGCCCAGCUUAAUUUGAACUUGACAGGGCUUGGGAACUAAGGAGGAUUGGCCACAGGUAGUAUUUGGGUGGGAGACCACCAAGGAAGACUGGGGUUGCUAUGCAGAGAAAGGCUAUGGCAAACAGCCUCUGCUCUUCUCUCACCUGGAACACCCAUAGAUGGGGUUGCACUGUCUUAAAGUGCCAGAGUUAUCCUUGCAUAACCUGAAUUACAAUUGCUUGAACUUCAUAGUCUAAAUGUACUUGUGGAGAUGCAUGCCAGUAUUGAGUGUGAAGCAUAUCACAUAAACAAAUACUGAUCCUUAAAAGCUUUUAAAGACAUGUAUUAAACUUGUUUCUUGCUCUUACAUGAGACUUGUGGAGGUCUCCCAUCUCAAGGACAAAUGACAUCCACACUAUUUAUCUCCAUCUGUGUCACAGCAUCCAGUACUCCUGGACCACUUGCUGGGCUCUGAUCCUGGUCAACAAAGUCUUGGUCUUUGCACAUGGCAGAAUGAAGUGGUAAUGAAGUGGCAGAGAGCUGAGGUGGUUGAAUGAGGUAGUAGGGACUGUGUCACUUCAGAUUGCAAGGAAAAGAUUGUAUUUCUGAAGUUUUCGUAUACAAAUAAUUCCCUAUAAAUGGAAAACUAGCACAGGGCGCAGAGGGCCGGGCUAGAACUUUUCUCCUUGAUAUGCUGAGUUUUUAAUAUUCAUAGACUUUUUAUGUGGAGGAGCACAUAAUUCCUCGCCUGCAUUCUAAAGUGGUACUGAUCAUAACUUCAGGAUCCUACACAUAACUUUGUGCACAAACAGCAAACUUUAGUCAUAACUAACUGCACACAAAUUCUUGCAAGACAGCAGCAUGGUGGAGUGGGUAGAGUAUCACACUACAAACUGGGAGACCCAGGUUCCAAUACCCACUCCAAAUCCAAAUCCACUGUGCUGUCGAAAGCUUGCUGGGUGACCUUGGACCAGUCACACACACAUUCAGCCUAACCUACCUCACAGUGUUGUUGUAAGAUUAAGUUGGAAGAAAGGAGAAUGCUGUAAGCAGCUGUAAGCACUUUCUCUGCUCACAAAGUGCUGUUUUGUUACUGUAAAUGCUAUCAACAGCACUGGAAGAGUACCCUUUGUAUCCAACUCAUUAUUUUCAAUACGAAGCAGGAAAAAGUCAAAUCUGUACCAAAAUGUCCAAGACUCAGGUUUCUAUUAACAUAUUAACAUGCUUUUAAAAGAAAAAAAAUCCUUUCAACUCUCAAUGCAACAUGAAUCAAGAACACUUCUUUGCUGUACAAAUUUUCAUUGAAACCUUAUAACCUAAUGAAACACAUUAUCUAAAUAUUUCAUCAUAACCCAAACCCUUCAUAUGUAUUUCAUUUUUUCAUAAGAUUAUAUACAUCUGGACAAUAUAACAAUGAAUAAUUACUUAAAAUAUCCCUAGAGUGUUAUUAUGACAUUAUAAUACCAUGAAUAUGGUUACGGUUGCAACUUGCUCAAGCCAUAAAUAUGCAUUUAUUAAUGGUAAGAACUGAAUCCAGAUGUCCUUGUUAAUCUCACUGAAAUCAUAGACCUAGUUUAAUAUCAAGCAAAGAGGAUGUUAACAGUGGUGGGAUUCAGCAGGUUUGCAACAUUUUGGCAGAACCGGUUGUUAAAAUGGUGCUUGUAAACAACCAGUUGUUGAAUUAUUUGAAUCCCACCACUGAUGUUAUAUAUAUGCUAUAAGAGCACUACCUGAAUACCUGACCGUUAAAAGACUGCAAGAGGAAGAGCCCUGGCUUAGUGAUUCAGUACCUGCUGGGCAUGCAGAAGACCCCAGUCCAGGUAUCACUGGUUAAAAGGAAUGAAUAGGAAGUGAUGCGAUUUCGAGUGGAGAGCCCUUGUGAAACUGAAUAGAUAAUCCUGACCUUGAGACACCAGUGGUCUGACUCAAUAGAAGGCAGCUUCAUAUGUGCAAAAAUGGGGAAGUCUGAACUUUUUAUACUAGCUUGAAAACACUCUUGUAUCUGAGGCAUGCUAAAUUAAAGUAAAUAUCACUGUAUUAGCCUUAAUAAAUGUUCAAAUUGUCACAUGGAUACAGUUAGGGAUAGAGAAGUAAUAAUGCUCUUUUGCCAUGUCUUCAUUACCUUGCAUGCUCAAUUUUUUUUAAAAAAAGUGGUUAUGAGGAAACUGUGUUAAGUGAUGCAUGUAUAUAUUGGCUAAGCCAUCUUGAGCAGGUCUCUGGAGAGGCAGCAUACCAGUUUUCUAAAUAAAGGAUUGAGACAGGAAGCUGUAAGAUGUGAAAUAUCAAGAUGUGUAUUAAAUUCCGGUCUGAGCAACUGUUUUGUUUCAUUUGGUGUGUAUUUGCAAAGGUUCUCACUCCAAGGGAUACUAGCUGGUACCUUCCCUUUCCCCCCUAUUUGGUUGGCUUAAAAUAACUGGUGUAUUUAUUGUGUGAGGUUAUCUUAAUAGCAAACACCAUUCUGAAUGUAUUCAGUGCAAACAAGUUUUCUCUUGAUCAAAUAACACCACAAAAAUAAUAAUCAGUGUUCAGACAAUCAUUUUUAACAUUUUGCUUCAAUGAAAACAUUAUGUAUAUGGUUUAUUUACAACAAUACUGUCAACAAUGAAAUUCUUAUGCAAGAGAUAAAGGUUUUUUUUAACAGCAGCUUUAUAUUAGCUGAGUUGGAAUAUGGAAAUCAAAGCAGGGUUUAGAAGGAAUCUCUUAUAUUCUAAACUUCUUCAGUUCUGUAGGCCUGGAACUAGCACUGUUUCAUACCGGUUAUUGAAUUACCCAUCAUUUCUAGAGAUUUAUAUUUUAUGCCUAAUAAAGGUUUACUGUACUGUG